Messenger RNA from Lagopus muta (rock ptarmigan), 5091 nucleotides. It is a transcript of the gene CPSF6, whose product is annotated as cleavage and polyadenylation specific factor 6. The transcript has 11 exons. Gene Ontology annotation, biological process: mRNA alternative polyadenylation. Lineage: Eukaryota; Metazoa; Chordata; Aves; Galliformes; Phasianidae. Gene Ontology annotation, cellular component: mRNA cleavage and polyadenylation specificity factor complex. Gene Ontology annotation, molecular function: mRNA binding. The record is from RefSeq and is a predicted model, not a curated record. The coding region runs from base 90 to 1841 and encodes 583 amino acids.
GUGACGCCGCGUGCACCUUCCCCCCUCCCGGCAGCGGCGGCGGAGCCGGGCGCGGCUGGCGGCAGCCCGAGGCGCGGCCGGGCGGGAUCAUGGCGGACGGCGUGGACCACAUCGACAUCUACGCCGACGUGGGCGAGGAGUUCAACCAGGAAGCUGAAUAUGGUGGACAUGAUCAGAUUGAUCUGUACGAUGAUGUAAUCUCUCCGUCUGCGAAUAAUGGAGAUGCCCCAGAAGAUCGUGACUAUAUGGAUUCUCUCCCACCUUCAGUUGGAGACGAUGUAGGUAAAGGAGCUGCACCAAAUGUUGUCUACACAUAUACUGGAAAGAGAAUUGCCUUGUACAUUGGAAACCUUACUUGGUGGACGACAGAUGAAGACUUAACUGAAGCGGUUCAUUCAUUGGGGGUAAAUGAUAUUUUGGAGAUAAAGUUUUUUGAAAACCGUGCUAAUGGCCAAUCUAAAGGGUUUGCCCUUGUGGGUGUGGGAUCGGAAGCAUCCUCCAAAAAGUUGAUGGAUUUGUUGCCUAAAAGAGAAUUGCAUGGGCAGAAUCCUGUUGUGACUCCAUGCAAUAAACAAUUUCUGAGUCAGUUUGAAAUGCAGUCAAGGAAAACCACACAGUCUGGCCAGAUGUCUGGGGAAGGUAAAGCUGGUCCACCAGGAGGAAGCUCAAGAGCAGCAUUUCCACCUAGUAAUAGAGGGCGAGGCCGUUUCCCCGGUGCUAUUCCAGGUGGAGACAGAUUCCCUGGACCAGCAGGGCCAGGAGGGCCACCGCCACCAUUCCCAGCUGGACAAACUCCCCCACGUCCACCUUUAGGCCCUCCCGGUCCUCCGGGCCCACCAGGCCCCCCACCUCCUGGUCAGGUCCUCCCACCUCCUUUAGCUGGACCUCCUAAUCGUGGUGACCGCCCACCACCACCAGUUCUGUUUCCAGGACAGCCUUUUGGUCAGCCUCCACUUGGGCCACUUCCUCCAGGCCCUCCACCACCAGUUCCAGGCUAUGGGCCGCCACCGGGUCCGCCACCACCUCAGCAGGGUCCACCUCCACCUCCGGGUCCAUUUCCCCCUCGUCCACCUGGCCCUCUCGGGCCACCCCUGACUCUUGCUCCUCCUCCACAUCUCCCUGGGCCACCUCCAGGUGCUCCACCACCUGCACCGCAUGUGAAUCCAGCUUUCUUCCCCCCACCUGCCAAUAGUGGCAUACCUACUUCAGACAGCCGUGGCCCACCUCCAACAGAUCCGUAUGGCCGACCUCCACCGUAUGACAGAGGUGACUAUGGGCCACCUGGAAGGCGUUUCACUGGAAAUAACAUGUCCAUAAGAGAAAAAUUACAUAUUCCAUUCUAUGGGAGGCACACGAAAAAUAAUACUCAAAACUCAGGGAGAGAGAUGGAUGCUGCAAGGACACCUCUGAGUGAAGCAGAAUUUGAAGAAAUCAUGAACAGAAAUAGGGCAAUCUCAAGCAGUGCCAUUUCAAGAGCUGUAUCAGAUGCCAGUGCUGGGGACUAUGGAAGUGCUAUAGAGACCCUGGUAACUGCAAUUUCCUUAAUUAAACAGUCCAAAGUAUCUGCUGAUGAUCGUUGUAAAGUACUUAUUAGCUCUCUUCAAGACUGCCUUCAUGGAAUCGAGUCCAAGUCCUAUGGUUCUGGAUCCAGAAGACGUGAACGAUCCAGGGAGAGGGACCACAGUAGGUCACGAGAAAAAAGUAGACGCCAUAAAUCACGUAGCAGAGAUCGUCACGAUGACUAUUAUCGGGAAAGAAGCCGAGAAAGAGAGAGACAUCGUGAUCGUGAUAGAGAUCGUGACAGAGAACGGGACAGAGAGAGAGAAUAUCGCCAUCGCUAAAGAAGCUGAAGGAAGAGGAGCAGCGUACAAGACAAGAUACGUUCUUCAAGGAAAGAUGCUUGUCCGGCAGUUUGCUUCAUGUGAUUGAACUGAGCCUGUAAGGAUUCAUGGAUAAAAUGAACAGGAAUAGAUCUGAAUAAAGCAAAUCUGCAUACAUGGUAACCAGUAGCUCUUUUACUUUUUUUAUGUUGCUUAACUGUUUUAUUUGAGGGAAACCUGUGUGAUUUAAACCUUAUAGCUUUUGCAACUUCAUUACUGGUUAUAUACAUUUGGCAAUUAUAAUGUGCGAGCAAUUGGAAAAAGUCAAGUAAAUGCUUGUUUUUAUAGUAGUUUGUUCAUGUUAAAAUGUUCAUAUGAUAAUGUCUGUAUACAGCACCACUUUGAUUACAGUAGAUGUAGUGUUGUAAUAAACUGUUUAAUGGGGCUGAUGUGUAAAGCUGUUCAAGUUAUUUGAUGUUUACACCUCAGGGAAAGUCUUGUGUUCAGCAAUAUUUAAAGAUAAUGUUACAAUGAAAACAUUGAUGCUGUCUUUAAAAACAUCGCAAUAGUUCUUGCAUAUGCCUCAACCUAAUCUUGCAUUCAGUGAGUUGAACUUACUAAUGUUGCUCUCACACGCUCAAUUUUGAUACGAAGGCAGGUGGUUACAAAAACCUCUAAUGCUAUUUUGCUUUCUAGCAGUGUUUACCUGGGUGGCUUGUGAACUUGCUCACUGACAUAUAAAACUGUAAAAACUGCAGUUCUUUGUGUUCUCUUGCUUUGAGGAAGGUGCUCCCACAUCACUGAUGAGAGCACGCUGAAAAUGUGUCUUUCACACGGUCUUGAUCCUGGUCGAUGCUGCCGUUCAUAUUAAACUGUUUGCAUGGUCUUAAACCGUUCACAUUGAGGGGUGCAAAGGUUAGCUGUUUAAAAAACAAAACAAUAAUCCUGCAGUUGUUUACAGUUUUAUAGAGCUAGUGCUUAUGUGUUUCUCCCUUCCCUCCACCCCCGAGGCCGCAGGUCUGUACAUAGCUGUAUAUUAGAUGUGACAGGAGGAAGCAGAUGUUUCCAUUUUUCAGACUUUAUGGGUUUGAUACUUUUUUAAUGCUUUGGGGUUUAUCCAAACGUGCAUAUAGAAGAGAAGGUACGCCUGUAUGUCCGUGUUCCACUGUGGGCAAUACUGAAGUAUCUUUGCAAAACGCGGCGCUAAUUAAAUCCGUCAAAUGAGGUUUUGUACAUUUCCUUAAAAACAGUUUGCUGGAGCUUAGCGUGGAAGCUGAAUUCCAGUUACAAGAAAUUGUUUUAAAUUUCAGUAAGCACAAAUGAAUGGAAAGAUUCAUUUAAUUUGGAAAAGCUCCGUUUCUGGAGGCCUUGCACAAAGGCCCAUUCUUUGUCUGUUGCGAAUCAUUGUGUAAUGGAUUUAUUCUUAGUUUUCAGUGAUUCACAUAGCUGCACUUUGUGCUUUAAGUUCUGUUUCAAGACCUCAGAUGGCUUUAAGACGCAACUCUUAGACAGCUCUUUGUUUCUUUUUUUACCGAUUUUUCUUUCUUGGAAGGUUUUGCAGCAGACCUAAAAUCUGUUCUCCUGUUCAGGAAAGCACUUCAAUCCACUUGGUUUUCCAGAGCAUGUGCUUACAUUCUGCCGACUUCCAGGAAUGUAAACAUAUGCUCUAAGUUAAUAUGUGCAGAGUGAGUGAUUUUGAUGCUUUGCUGAGUCGGGACCAGUAGCGUGUACUACUGCAGAAGCUUUGCUUAAGUCUGAAAUGCUCUCAUAUUUUUAUCACCGACCCUUGGCCGGAUUUUCUGCAGCCAGGUUGAUGCUGUUGGACUGGGCUGCAAGCUUCAGACCCCCUCCCCUUUUUUUCCUUAAAUUGUGUACCUCAAAUCCUCAUGGUGGGAUCGCUGGUGUUAAUCAAACUAUUUGCUACUGAGAAGAUAUUUGCAAUGUUUGUUUAAACCUGUUUCCAAAUGAAAGCUGCCUUUUAAAAUUUUGUAAACUGAAAGUUGUAUCUAAUGAGUCACGACUCAUUUCCUGCUUUUUAUGAAUAGGUGUUGGUUACAAACAAUACUGUUGUAAUUUUAUUUUUUACUUCAAAACAUUGUUUACUGCUGUGUGUAAUAAGUUUAAGGAAGGAAUAACCUGUCUGUAGCUGUAGCUCAUGCUGGAGAGGCAGCAGGUAAGUAACGUUCCAUUGCAGAGCUAUAUUAUAACUCGAAAUAAAAAAUCAAAAGCAUUUUAUGCAGGAAUUGAUAUUUUACUCCUCGCUGAAAUAGAUAUAAGGAUACCUUUGCUCUUCUACAGAGCGUAGCUUCUUGUGCAGAUUUCUGUUGCUGGCAAUGGAAAUAGCAGGGGGGAAAAAAAAAAAGCAGGAAGAAAACAACACAGAUUAAACUGAGUGUGUUGUGGCUUAGAAGAAGAGGUCCCCGCAUGAAGCCCCUUAUUUCUGCGUGUUCUCUGAGUACUUAGUUUGAACUGACAGGCACAACCUAUCACUAUUUAGAUGGAACUCUUGCUACUGUGAGUUUUGUUAAUUUUUUUUUUUAAAUGAAACAAGAAAUCUAUACAGAAAAAGAUCCAAAGACCCUGAUAGACACCAAAAAGGAAUAUGUCUGAUGCACAUCAUGUAUAAGUGAAUCCGUAGUGCAGUUGUACCAGGUGUUGGUUUAUUCCAUGUGACUGGCGGCUUCCUGUGUGUGCUCAGGAAGCGGCAGUUGGGCGCUGCGCUGCCUGCUGAUGGUGCCAUGGUGGCUCCUGCUGCCUUCUUUGAUACUCGCUCUGUUGUAUUUCAUCUCCUCUCCAAUAGAGGAUAAAGCAGUCUGUGAGGAAACACUUGAUAUUUCUUCUGAACGGUGUUUUUAUAAGUAAUGUUGAGAAUGGGAUACGGCUGUGUGUCCUUUGUUCUGGGAGACAAAGCCCGCAGCAGGAGGUGGUUGGGGUGGUGGCAUCUCAGUGACAGAAGAGUUUUUUGCCUGUUUUUUUCUGUUUGCUUUUUGUUUUUGUAAGUAAGGUUUCCUUUUUUCUUAGUAAAAUUUCUACUAGACUGUGUGUUUCGACAGGUCAGAAACAUUUCUUCAAAAGAAGAACGUACGAUUUUGGAAAUUGUACAGCCCUUUUCUUUCAUUCCCUUUUUGUUUUCUGUGCCAAUGCCUUUGGUUCUGAUUGCAUUAUGAAAAAUGUUUGCCAGAACUUGAGGCUUUUAUUUAUAGUGUGGUUAAAAGCUUGGAUAGUUGUUCUUACACAAGAUACCUUAUUAAGUUUAGGCCAGCUUGAUGCU